Emiliania huxleyi CCMP1516 is the source of this 305-nucleotide messenger RNA. RefSeq lists its product as hypothetical. Lineage: Eukaryota; Haptophyta; Isochrysidales; Noelaerhabdaceae. The transcript has a single exon. The annotation marks the transcript as partial. The record is from RefSeq and is a predicted model, not a curated record.
AUGCUUGAGGAGAGCCCCUUCUGUGACCGCUGCUUCUGGUCGGGCAUGCGCCGCUUCUCGAUCCCCAUCACCGUGCCCGACGAGAAUGGCGAGGUGAUGAUGUAUAACGAGAAGGACUUUUCCUUGCCUACGCAUUGCAUCCUGCAUGGCGACAACGGGGACAUUUGGAUCCCAUGCUGCUGCAACCUGCCCACUCUCAAGACGUACACGUCCGACCGCACUUACGUCGGCAAGACAAAGUACGUCUGUGACGAGUACCUGUGCGUCCCGAAGCUGCGCACCUACGACGCCAACGACAACCCGAU